Messenger RNA from Camellia sinensis, 1120 nucleotides. RefSeq names its product leucine-rich repeat protein 2. Lineage: Eukaryota; Viridiplantae; Streptophyta; Magnoliopsida; Ericales; Theaceae. The record is from RefSeq and is a predicted model, not a curated record.
ACUAGUGCUAACAAUAUGUUGACUUUGACUAAGUCUAGGUUUGACUCCACUCGUCCCCCACAAAAAAAAACUCCUUUUUCAUCACCAUUUUCUUCUCCUCUUUUUCACAUCUCUCUCUCUCUCUCUCCACCAUUUCUACUCUCUCCCUCUACAAUGGCUUUCCCAACCCUCUUUUCCCUCCUAUUCUCUCUCCUCCUCUCUAUCUCCCCCACCCUCUCCACCAAUUCUGAAGGAAAUGCUUUGCAUGCUUUGAGAAGCAGAUUCUCUGACCCCACCAAUGUCUUGCAGAGUUGGGACCCAACUCUUGUCAAUCCUUGCACUUGGUUUCAUGUCACCUGUGACUCCAGCAACCAUGUCAUUCGCCUGGACUUGGGCAAUUGUAAUAUUUCUGGGUCUUUGGGUUCAGAACUUGGUGAACUCAAACACCUUCAAUACUUGGAGCUUUAUAGGAAUAACAUAGGAGGGAAGAUCCCGAAGGAAUUGGGAAAUUUGAAAAGCCUGAUUAGCAUGGAUUUGUAUGGAAACAAAUUCGAAGGAGAAAUUCCGAAGUCUUUUGCUAAAUUGAAGUCUCUUCGAUUCCUACGCCUAAACAACAACAAUUUACAAGGGCCGAUUCCCAGGGAACUCACAACUCUCACUGACCUUAAAAUUUUUGAUGUUUCCAAUAAUGAUCUCUGCGGAACAAUUCCAGUUGAUGGCCCUUUUGGAAAUUUUCGGAUGGAAAGUUUUGAAAACAAUAGACUCAACGGACCAGAGCUAAAAGGACUGGUGUCCUACGACUUUGGAUGCUGAAGAAGACUGGGACAGCUGGAGCCUCUCCUUCAUGAUUGCUCACGCCAGAAAUCGAUGAAUUAUAUGCUACAUUUUACAUAUCUAUAUUGUGUACUUUAACAAUGGAAAAAUCAUAUAGUAGGUUAAGUUAAACAUAAGUAUUGUAAUUUGUGCAAUAAUAAUGAGCUUCAAAAGCUGAAGUACAAUCUUUGUGCUAAGAUUGUUGUACCAAAAAGUUACAUUGAGUUACUAGCAUCGAGUUGCAAAUUGAGAUCUGCAAUAGCCUGAAGGUGGCUGGCGACAUUUGAUUAGAAACCUUGGCUAUCUUGGCUAUAUAUGUAUUUUUUCA